Messenger RNA from Maniola jurtina (meadow brown), 1935 nucleotides. RefSeq lists its product as uncharacterized. The transcript is spliced from 5 exons. The coding region runs from base 63 to 1397 and encodes 444 amino acids. Lineage: Eukaryota; Metazoa; Arthropoda; Insecta; Lepidoptera; Nymphalidae. The record is from RefSeq and is a predicted model, not a curated record.
GAUCGCCGACCGCCGUCUAGAGAGCACGCCGCGCGGCGCACGCACACCACGCACCCGUCGCUAUGAUGCGGCGCGGUUCAAUGGCGAUGGCCGGCGGCGGCGAGCCUUUGAUCGUAGUGGAGGAAAGCGGGGCUGAAGAGUCGGAGGCCUGCUACCGCGCGCCCCUCCCCAUCCGUGGCUUCUCCGAGGACCAGGAGUCCCCGCCAGACCCUUACCAUCUGUCGCCGUGGCGUGAAACGCGCAAGCAUUCGUUACCAACACCCUCCUGCACGUCGGGACCUACAGCUAGUCAGGUACGUCGUCUGUCCGAAAGAGGAGAAGGCGCAGCUCACGAGGCGCGGGAAGCUGCAUUCCUGGCUACUUUAAGUCAGGUUUCACCACAGCCAGGUGGUCGAAGACAUUCCGUAGUAACAAUAUCAAGAGUGCCUCAGGCGCUGUUCGGACGAGGCCGGCGAGAAUCAAUCGCGGCGUUCCCCGCCCUCGGCAGUCGACGUGACUCGGGAGCGAGUAUUAAAAAAUGCCCACCUGCUACAGACACGCUCGGCAGCACGCACAAUCUCCAACUGGAUAUAAUGGACGACAUAGUACAGGCUCGGAAAGUACGAAUGCGUUUAUGGAAUACGUCAAAUGAAAAGGUUUGCGAAGUGCAACCUCUGGAUGAGCGGUCUCCUAGUAGCGGCUCAGUGAGGUACACAAACCGAGGACGCAGACAUUCGGACUUCAUGGGUGCACAGUUACCGCCCAUCCCAGCUCGUCGCCGUGCCUCGGAAAUGCCUCCACCUCCCCCCAUUCCACCGCGUACUGGAGCAGGGGUCGUGUGCACAGACACAGAUCUGAAACUCAUGCUCAACGCUCUGACAUCGUCAGCCACGGAAAUCGACCGGUGCGGCAAGCCUGAACUGAAAAAUAGACGACUAGCAGACAUGCGCUCGAGCAGCUUCGAUGCGUCAGCACUGAGGGAAAAACUAACAGAAUCUGGAGCUACUUGGUUCGCUAGGCGACAUCAAACAUUAGCAACUAAAAAGAAAGAAAAUGAAACCAGGAAACCUAAAGUGACAUUCGCACCUGACUCCAAGCCGUCUUCGGGCGACGCAGCUGCCGUAGUUUGGGACAGGCCGACCGGUUCUGUCGUGGACGCCAGUGCGCUCGGAAGUGCUAUAGAAGUUUUCCUCCGAAGUGGUGGCACUGCAAGCCCUGGGCCAUCUACGUCCGGCGCACAAAUCCCCAAAGAGACGACGAUAUCUAAAACCGAGAGUGAAACACGGCCGACACCUAGCACGAGUAAAGCGGGGCGCAGCGAAGGCGAGCGCUGGUUUCUGAACAGAUCCGAGGAAGAAGAGCCUUCGGAGGGAUGCGAUGCCACGCUGUGCUCGUCGCUAAAAGACCUUUUCGUGUAGGCAUUUCAAAUUCAAAUAUUACAUAGUUGUCAAGUACUGACUAUAUUUUCUCAGGUGGUGAGUGAAACGCGAGAUACUUCUUAGUCAUGUACGCUCGAUGUACCUUACUUCAUGAAUCUUUCAAUGUGAUAGACUGAACGCCCGCGCCGGCGCCGGUCGUCCUGAGUCGACUCACGACCGACGUCCGCUCUGCGUCAUAUUAUUUAUAGAGUAAAUUCUAUUUUCAUUGUAAAUUUUUCGAUAUUAGAAAACAAAGUUAUUAGACUUAUUGUUAGUUAGAAAAUUGUAAGUAUUUGUAAUAAGGGCCGCGCGUUUUCCACUCCGGCCGCGCGCCGGCACUGCGCGCGCGCCCACAUCCCCGCCCCGUCUCGUCGGACAGUCUUCGUCUUGUAAUCGAAUGUUAACCAUUAACAAUUUUAUCUUUGUCAUUGUAUAGCAGAUAAUCAAAAGAGACGUCGCGUCGGGAGAAACGUACGCUUAAUAGACGAAUGCGACUUCCAGUCGUCAUAAUAUAUCAAUAAAAUUUUUAUCGAUGUUU